AUGGACGAGAACACGGCAGUGCAAUACUUGGACUCCUUGAUCGGUCGAACCCUCCGGGUGCACGCGACAGACACGCGCAUUUUCGUGGGCACCUUCAAGUGUACCGAUGCGGCACGAAAUAUCAUCCUGGCCAAUACUCACGAGUACCGGUAUCCCUCUCCCUCCGCCGUUCGAGACGCGGCCACGAAUGCGAAUGAGCUAGCCGCAGAAAGCGCGGGGACCGCGCAGAAUAAUAUCAAAGUGUCCAUGACUAGUCGAUUUAUCGGGCUGGUGGUCGUCCCCGGUCAACAUAUUACCAAAAUUGAGUUGGAAGAGACCCCGCAACUGGGUCGUAUGCGGGAGACACUCCGAUCAUAA
Aspergillus fijiensis CBS 313.89 is the source of this 357-nucleotide messenger RNA. Its product is annotated as LSM domain-containing protein. NCBI's taxonomy places the organism in Eukaryota, Fungi, Ascomycota, Eurotiomycetes, Eurotiales, Aspergillaceae. The record is from RefSeq and is a predicted model, not a curated record. The coding region runs from base 1 to 357 and encodes 118 amino acids. Gene Ontology annotation, cellular component: NatC complex. The transcript is spliced from 2 exons.